Molecule: messenger RNA, 1889 nt
Organism: Pteropus alecto (black flying fox)
Lineage: Eukaryota; Metazoa; Chordata; Mammalia; Chiroptera; Pteropodidae
Gene: RASSF1
Product: Ras association domain family member 1
Exons: 6
Coding region: 99-1121 (340 amino acids)
Biological process (GO): Ras protein signal transduction
Cellular component (GO): microtubule cytoskeleton; nucleus
Source: RefSeq, a predicted model, not a curated record
UCUCCAGGGCGGCGCCGCAUUGGGGCCCGCCCCGCGGUCCCUCCCGCCCCGCUCUGGCUCGAGCUCAGAGCCGGCCGGAGCCUGGGUCCGACCGGGCCAUGUCCGCUGAACCUGAGCUCAUUGAGCUGCGUGAACUGGCACCUGUGCGGCGCGCCGGCCCGGGUCGCACCCGACUGGAGCGUGCUAACGCGCUGCGCAUCGCCCCGGGCACAGCACGCCACCACGCAAGGCAGCCGGUCCCGGGCCGCGGCCACCGCUUCCAGCCUGCGGGGCCGACGACGCACACGUGGUGCGACCUCUGCGGCGACUUCAUCUGGGGCGUCGUGCGCAAGGGUCUGCAGUGCGCGCAUUGCAAAUUCACGUGCCACUACCGCUGCCGCGCACUCGUCUGCCUGGACUGCUGCGGGCCCCGGGAUCUGGGCUGGGAACCGGCGCUGGAGCGGGACACAAACGUGGAUGAACCUGUGGAGUGGGAUAUACCUGACCUUUCUCAGGCUGAGAUUGAGCAGAAGGUCAAGGAGUACAAUGGCCAAAUCAACAGCAACCUCUUCAUGAGCCUGAACAAAGACGGCUCCUACACAGGCUUCAUUAAGGUUCAGCUGAAGUUGGUGCGCCCUGUCUCGGUGCCCUCCAGCAAGAAGGCACCCACGUUGCAGGAUGCCCGACGGGGCCCAGCGCGGGGUCCAGCUGUGAGGCGCCGCACCUCCUUCUACCUGCCCAAGGAUGCUGUCAAGCACCUUCAUGUGUUGUCACGCACACGGGCAAGAGAGGUCAUCGAGGCCCUGCUGCGCAAGUUCUUGGUGGUGGAUGACCCCCGCAAGUUUGCGCUUUUUGAGCGAGCUGAGCGCCAUGGCCAAGUAUACCUCCGGAAGCUGUCAGAUGAUGAGCAGCCCCUGCGGCUACGGCUCCUUGCAGGGCCUAGUGAGAAAGCCCUAAGCUUUGUCCUGAAAGAGAAUGACUCUGGGGAGGUGAACUGGGAUGCCUUCAGCAUGCCUGAACUACACAACUUCCUCCGCAUCCUGCAGCGGGAGGAAGAGGAACACCUCCGGCAGAUCCUGCAGAAGUACUCCUUUUGCCGCCAGAAGAUCCAGGAGGCCCUGCACGCCUGCCCCCUGGGGUGACCUCUUGUACCCCUAGGUGGAAGGAAGAGAGUAGGCAGCGCCAAGGGCGUGCUGUGUGAGUGUGACAGGGCCCGUGUGGCCUGAGGAAUGAGUGUGCAUGGAGGGGAAAUGAGCCCAAAGAACAGUGAAGGAGCUGGCCCCCUGUGUCCACCAGGGGGUGUAGCAGAGCAUGGUUCUGGGUUGGUGGGCCAGGGUUGCCCUGGGAAGCUGCUCCAGGCUUGCAGCAGGGUUAGAGCAGACAGAAGUCUCCUUAAUUCGUAUCUCAGAUGCGAGAAUCUUGGAGACCCUAUAAGCAGUAUAGGGUCGUGUUUGUAAGGAUGAAGAUCCUCAUCUAUGGGGAAAGGUUGUAUGUUUUGGGUCUUGGAUGGGGUCACAGGAUAGCCCUAUCAGAGCCAAGGGUGAGUGUUUAAGGUAAGGCAGGCAUCAUGGAAGAGUCUAGAUUUUCCUUUACAGUACCCUCUGGCUCCACACACACCCUGGGGUCAGGGAGCGCUGGCUUACAGUGCAGCAACAGUGCCUCAGUGCCUCUUCCAAGGAAGAUGUCCAUGGGCCGGAGUCUGUGAGUGUGAGCACUGGCCCAGGUCUGUGCCUUGUUUGCCAGUCAAAGCCAGGGUCUUUACUUCAGGUAUUUUUGAUGAUGCGAGUGAAUGUAUGUAACAUUUUGUGGCCUCAGCUGAAUGCCUCCUGUAGGAAAAGGGGUGGGGGGUGACAUCAUCAAGACUUGGCCCCUGAAAAGAUUUGGCUGAAUAAAAAUUUAAGAAUCUCCUA